This is a messenger RNA of Ostreococcus tauri, 2316 nucleotides long. RefSeq names its product Cofactor of BRCA1. NCBI's taxonomy places the organism in Eukaryota, Viridiplantae, Chlorophyta, Mamiellophyceae, Mamiellales, Bathycoccaceae. Gene Ontology annotation, biological process: negative regulation of DNA-templated transcription. The record is from RefSeq and is a predicted model, not a curated record. The coding region runs from base 1 to 2316 and encodes 771 amino acids. The transcript has a single exon. Gene Ontology annotation, cellular component: nucleus.
AUGGCGUCGCUCCCGAACGACCCGCGACCGGCGACGCCGGACACGGAGGACGUCCGACCCGCGCCUGCGGUGGUCGAUCGAGAGGGCGCGCCGCGGUACUUGAUCGGCGGCGAGGGUGGGGAUUUCAUCGCCGCGACUUUAUCGAGAGCGACCGACGUGCAGGCGUCGAUGGAGCGCGUGCGCGCGCUCGGGGCGCUGAGCGAUCGCGAUGCCGAACCCGUGCUUGGUUUAUUGAGCGCGUUAGGAAUCAGAAGGGGCGAGGCGUAUCGAGAGAUGCUGGAGAGAGCGACGAAGGAGUUGAUUCGCCGAGUCGAGACGCUUCCUCAAGGGACGUUGUUGAGCUUGCUGGACGCGUCGUUCCCGUACAUCGGGAUCGAGGAGCUGAAAGCGGUUCCCCUCGCAGUUUUUGCGCACAUGUCCCCGGUGCCGAGCUCGUACCUGAAGCAGGUGAGUCGGGACUUGGUGAUCUUUCGACAGCUUCCGGUUGAGGUGCAGCGACAGUGUUGGGCGUUGGAUUGGCAGUUGUUGAGACGACACGCAUCGCCGUCGAUGAUGGCGUACGGCGAGGAGACGGCUACGAUAGAGGCGAUGAUAAAUCAGAAUAUCGAGCUCACGCCGCUGCGGGCGGACGAGGAUUGGUCGCCAAGAGAGGAGGGAGCGAAGAAGAAAGGGGACGUGAGCGGGACGAUGAAUAGGCAAAAGAUUCGCAAGGAGAGCGAGAGCGUACAGAGGCUGAUGCGAAUCAUCGGUAAGACACCACGGUUGUACAUUGAGAUCGUUCGCUUGUGUCGAGCACAUUUUGCGAAUAGUGGGGACGACGCGGCGUGCUCGCUUCGAUCGCAACUGCUCAUGGCUUUCCACGACGCGGGUGAAAUGGAGAUGUGCUCGAUGGACAAGUGCCAUCGCCUAGCGUGGCUCAUGGAUACGUGCAUUCGGGACCGGUACUUGGACGGUCGUCGUCUGAAGGAGAUGGGAACGAUUCUGGAAACAGCGGUAGAAAAAGCGAAUAAGAUGGGCGGGCGCAAGCCGCCGAAGCCGCAGGGGCCGACCCGCUUUCGUUUGGUCGGCCUCGGCGUGGCGCCGAAAAAAGAUGGAAAUGAAAGCGACGAUGGUGGUAGCAUCAGUCGCGUUCACGAUGCGCACGAGAAGGACGAAAAAUUUGAGCAAGUACCCGGAGACAUGGGCAUGAUUUUAGCAGAUCCGCCCGUGUUGCACCUUCUUUUGCAUGAGACGGUUCGCACGCUCGAAGGCGUCAUCGAGGCCGAGCGAGUGCCGGCAAAAGAACGCAGACUGGACGACUUGACGAAAUUCAUCUGUCUCGCACUCACCUCGCAAGCGUGCCUGAUGGAGAAGGUGAACUACAUUCCAGCGACGCCGAAAGAAAUUUGCGUCAAGUUUUUUCCACUGCUCAGCGAUUUGAUGCUCAGCGUGAUGUUGCGCGAGAGCGACGACGGGAUAGAGAGCGAAGAAGGGCCGACAAACGACAUGAACGCUGAGAUGAGAGAGAAGUUUAAGGCGUUGAUGAUUUGGUCUCCCUGUGUGCGCAAGAUCAUGUUGACGUAUGCAUUGAUUUGCUUGCAGAGAAAGAACAUCCGCACAGCCACGGAAGUGUUGGAACUCGCAGUGGAGGUACUCACGGAUGAGACGAUCGCUUACGAGGGAGCGUUCGCGACUACUCUUGCGGAAAGCAUCGCGAAACUGUUCUCUAGCAAAGAAAUCACCACCAAGGACGCAAUUUGGAAGCACGCAGUGGACGGUCUUCUAAUUCGCGCCGCGUCGACGAGUUUAGAAGCGCACAGCGAAGUUUUGCGCUUGCUUUUGCAAGCAUCGGACGACUUGAGCGCAGAAUCCCUGGCGCACGCGCUUGAGACGACGUUGAAGAACUCGAAGGCGAGUCGUAAAAGGCGCAGGAAACGUGCCAAGAAGAUCGUGUACGAGUACGAUCCCAUCGACGAGAAGGCGAAGACAACGUACGGUAGCUCGCAUAAUUUCGCAGAAGUGGAGUUGACACAACCGCCAAGAGAUACGAGCACGCUACAACCGUUUACGGCGAACGUGGACGGCAUCCGAGCCGCGUAUCAGCUCUUCGCAGCCAAAGGGAAACUGAACGAAGGCAACGCGCCCGUCUUGUUUGAUUACAUCAACAAGCGCAAUAAGCGAGACGGCAAGGAUGUUGGAAACACAGGCACCAUAGACGGGGAGACGUAUUUCGACGAUGAUGGUGAAGAUGGCGGAUCGUUGCUCGAGUUUGGUCUCUCUCGUGACGUGAAGUCGCCGAGCGUGAUAAGAGACUCGCCGCUCAUGUCGCCUCGCUGA